AUUUUACGAGCACAACCCCUGUCUCUUGUUCAGUUCUUGCAGGCUGCUUGUUGCUGUGGAAAAGGACAAAGAUGGGUUUCAACGUUCUUGAUCACUUGGACGACUUUUGCUAUCCUGUAUCUCUGUUCUGGAGGAGAGAUGACAGUUGGAUGCUGUAUCCAGGAAACCCAGGAAACGAAUCUGGUGGCUACGCCUGGCAUGACAGUGUGGACCUUACCCUUUGCUUUGAAGACACAGCCAUAUUGUUUGGUAUAUGCGCCAUAUUCUGGAUACUGACUGCCAUUGGUUUCCUUAUUGGGAGCAGCAACAAGCCCUCCAUUCCAAGGGGAUGGCUCAACAUUGCUAAGAUAACACUCUGUUGUGUUAUAAUGAUACCAACUUUAUGUGAUCUGAUAUACACCAUCAUCAAAAGCACUAAAGAGACUGAGGCAAAGUUUUACUUCUUUUCUCCCAUUGUGCUCUUCCUCACUAUGAUAGUAGCAGCUGUUCUGAUAGUUUUUGAGCGUAGGAGAGGCGUACGAUCUUCAGGUCUUCUUUCUGUCUUUUGGAUGUCACUUGUAGCUUAUGCAUCAAUAAAGACAAGAUCACUAGUUCUUAUUGCUAGAGAUGAAGGAGAGGUUGCUGGUCACUUUCGUUUCUCAACUUUUAUGAUUGAGUUUGUGCUCUUUAUUGUACAAAUGAUUCUCUCUCUUAUACCUGAACCAAAAUCUCCUUAUGACUAUUUCAGGGAAGACGAUAGAGAGCCAUGUCCUGAAGAAGCAGCUCCAUUUUUCUCUCGUAUAACAUGGUGGUGGUUGAACAAGUUAGUCUGGAAAGGGUACAGAAAAGCAUUGACAUAUAAUGAGUUGUAUGACUUGAAUUACGGGGAGAAAUCAAGAGUCGUCUCACCAAGAUUCCAGCAGGCAUGGGACCAGCAAAUGGGAAAGGAUAGGACCAAUAACACAGAACCUGGUGUGACAGUGAGAAGAAGAUCACCAUCAUUGGUAGUGGCGCUCACCAAGAGCUACGGUCUCCUUCUCUUCUUAGCUGGGUUCCUUAAACUUGCUAAUGACCUCCUGGCUUUCGUCAGUCCUCAAAUCCUAAAGUUGCUCAUUGAAUAUGUGAAGGAUCCUGAUGAACCAGCUUGGAAAGGAUAUUUCUAUACUUUGAUAAUGUUUGGAGCUGCAGUACUACAGUCCAUCAUCCUACACCAGUAUUUCCACAGCUGCUUUGUAGCUGGUAUGAGGAUUCGAUCUGGAGUCAUUGCAGCUGUAUAUCGAAAGGCACUCACGCUAAGUAACAAGUCACGUCAGAACAGGACUGUUGGUGAAGUGGUUAACCUCAUGUCAGUAGAUGCUCAACGUUUCAUGGACUUUGUGACAUACAUGCACUACCUUUGGUCUUCUCCUCUUCAAAUUGUACUCUCUCUCAUUUUCCUGUAUGCAACAAUGGGCCCCUCCAUAUUUGCUGGCUUUGGUGUGAUGAUAUUGCUUGUUCCUCUUAAUAUGGUAAUGGCCGCUCUUAGUCGUAGGUUCCAAGUCCAACUGAUGACAUGGAAAGACUCAAGGAUUAAGAUUGUUAAUGAAGUACUCAAUGGAAUUAAGGUUAUCAAAUUGUAUGCGUGGGAGAUACCAUUCAAGCAGAUGAUAAUGGGCCUCAGAAAAGAAGAGGUUAAUGUGCUCAAGAAGUCAGCAUAUGCCAAUGCUAGUUUCUCAUUUACUUGGACCUGUGCUCCUUUCAUGGUUGCUUUGGCAACUUUUGCUACAUAUUCUCUAGUUCAUCGUAACAGCACUAAUCCUGAUGACAGACUCACAGCUGAGAAAGCUUUUGUUGCUCUCUCUCUGUUUAACAUAUUGAGAUUUCCUCUCUCAAUGCUACCAAUGGUCAUAUCAAGUGCUGUUGAGGCUAGUGUUUCUGUUAAGCGCAUGUCUAGUUACCUUAAAGGGGAAGAGCUUGAUCCUAAUAAUACUAACAGGAGAGACGAACCAGCUGUUGGUGAUGAGGAGUCUGUAUCAGUGACUGGUGGAUCAUUUACAUGGGACACACCAGAAAGACCAGCACUGCACAAUAUUGACUUGUCAGUUAAACCAGGAGAACUUGUUGCUGUGGUAGGACCUGUUGGUGCUGGUAAAUCCUCUUUGAUAUCAGCUCUGUUAGGUGAAAUGGAUAAACUAAAUGGACAAGUUGUAAUGAGAGGCAGUGUAGCUUAUGUACCACAGCAGGCAUGGAUACAGAAUGCUACUGUUAAGGAUAACAUAUUGUUUGGUAAACCACUCAAUCCUAUACUUUAUGGACAGACUGUACAAUCCUGUGCCCUUGAGACUGACCUUGAAAUACUACCAGGAGGAGACAUGACAGAGAUAGGAGAGAAGGGUAUUAAUCUCAGUGGUGGUCAGAAACAACGUGUUAGUCUAGCUAGAGCAGUCUACCAAGAGUCUGAUGUGUAUUUACUUGAUGAUCCUUUAUCUGCUGUUGAUUCACAUGUCGGUAAACACAUAUUUGAUAAAGUAAUAGGACCAGAAGGAGUGCUGAAAGGAAAAGUACGUAUACUAGUGACACAUGGUAUAGGAUUCUUGUCACAGUGUGACAAGAUAAUAGUGAUGAGUAAUGGACGUAUAACUGAGGUAGGAUCAUAUAAUGAACUGAUUGACCAAGAUGGAACAUUUGCUGAACUAUUACACAACUAUGGAACUAACGAAGGGAAUGAAGAAGAUGAAGGAAAUCCAUAUGCCAAUGAGUAUGCAGAAUAUGAAGGUGAUGGAGUUGAGGAAGCGAUUUUUUCUGAUAAUAAUAAUAAUGAGGAAACUGCUGCACGUCCUUAUCUAGUAAGACAGAGAUCAAGAUACAAGUCUUCCGAUGGCAUUGAUGAUGGUGAAGGUAUUCCUGCUCCAGUUAGACCCAGACCAAAGUUAAACCGAGGUUUGUCCAAGACAGACCUGAAGCGACAGCUCUCAAAGCAAGCCUCAAUCAUUAAUGAUGAGAAGAUCACCAAAGCUGAAGCUAAUGAGAGGACACAACUGAUUGGAGCAGAGAAAGUUGAAACAGGAACUGUCAAGUUUUCAGUGUUCAUAGACUAUGCUAAGGCCUGUACAUAUUACAUGAGUUUCAUCAUUGUCCUCUUUACUGUAUUGAGUAAUGGUGCCUCGGUUGGACAGAACCUUUGGCUAGCUCACUGGAGCAAUGGAGAAGAGAACAGCAAUUCCUCUAACUUGACUCUUGAUCUUGGUGUUUAUGCUUCUCUUGGUGUUUUGCAAGGGCUGAUGGUCUUGUUCAGUUCUUUUGCUUUAGCCAUUGGUUCUCUUAAAGCAUCAGUUAAACUCCAUGAUGGAAUGUUGAGUAAUAUCCUCAGAUCACCAAUGUCAUUCUUUGAUACUACACCUCUUGGUAGAAUACUCAACAGGUUCUCAAAGGAUAUCUAUACAAUUGAUGAGGCUAUUCCAAGGUCAUAUAAGAUGUUUCUAAUGACACUGCUUUCUGUUGCUAGUACAAUAAUUGUGAUAUCGAUAGCUUCUCCAUGGUUCUUGAUCAUCAUUGUACCACUAAUGGUUUUGUAUGUUCUGAUACAACGUUUCUAUGUAGCUACAUCAAGACAGUUGAAGAGAUUAGAGUCAUCAUCCCGCUCUCCUAUAUACUCUCACUUUCAAGAAAGUAUUAGUGGAGCCACCAGUAUCAGAGCUUAUUCUAAAGUGGACCAGUUCCAAUUGCAGUCUGAGGCUAGAGUAGACUACAAUCAGAUUGCUUAUUAUCCCAGUAUUUGUGCUAACAGAUGGUUAGCCAUCCGUCUUGAGUUUUUGGGUAAUCUAAUCAUAUUAUUUGCGUCUUUGUUUGCUGUCCUGCAAAGGAACUAUUCCGGGGUCUUUGGUUCUAUUAGUCCGGGCAUAGCUGGUCUCUCAAUAUCAUAUGCACUACAGGUCACGCAAGCUCUCAACUGGAUGGUAAGGAUGACAAGUGAGCUUGAGACCAACAUAGUAGCAGUUGAGAGAACUAAAGAAUAUUCUGAAACACCAACUGAAGUAAUAGAUGGACUAGUAUAUACGUGUUACUGAUUGCUACUGAUU
Amphimedon queenslandica is the source of this 4037-nucleotide messenger RNA. Its product is annotated as multidrug resistance-associated protein 1-like. NCBI's taxonomy places the organism in Eukaryota, Metazoa, Porifera, Demospongiae, Haplosclerida, Niphatidae. Gene Ontology annotation, molecular function: ABC-type transporter activity; ATP binding; ATP hydrolysis activity. Gene Ontology annotation, cellular component: membrane. Bases 72 to 4025 code for a protein of 1317 amino acids. The transcript is spliced from 26 exons. Gene Ontology annotation, biological process: transmembrane transport. The record is from RefSeq and is a predicted model, not a curated record.